Molecule: messenger RNA, 1089 nt
Organism: Dichotomopilus funicola
Lineage: Eukaryota; Fungi; Ascomycota; Sordariomycetes; Sordariales; Chaetomiaceae
Exons: 3
Coding region: 1-1089 (362 amino acids)
Biological process (GO): SREBP signaling pathway
Cellular component (GO): endoplasmic reticulum; Dsc E3 ubiquitin ligase complex
Source: RefSeq, a predicted model, not a curated record
AUGAACGAUGAUCCGGGCCCGAGCUCUGCGGCCCGGCACCGGCAGCUCCAGGUCCCGCCACGGUCCGACGACGGGGCCGUCAACGACAACGUCAACAACAACACAGAAGUCGAGGGCCAUGGCGAUGACCGUCCGGCUGAGCAGACCGCGACGCAGCGGCAGGAGAAACGACGGCAGGGUCUGGCCAAGAAGCUCGAGCUGGUCAACCACUUGCAGAAGAGCCUCGACAUGAUGGUGUUUACCUAUGCUUGUGUUUUGUACUACAUGGAAUGCUCAUUCUUCCGCUUCAUCCUCCGUCUCGCACCACACUACACCUUCCUAACCCCGCAAGACACCCCCCCCAACGACGGCCUCCUCCUCCCGACCGACCAGCUCCCCAUCCACACCAUCUUCCUCCCAGGCCUGUUCUGCCUGCUCAUCCACCUCUUCUUCCGCCUGCCCGAAGCCGGCGAGGCCACGCGGGGGUACCUCCACGGGGGGGUCAUCAUCGACUUUAUCGGGCAGAAGCCGCCCACGUCGCGGCUCGCGUUUUUGGCGCUGGAUUUGGUUAUUUUAGGGACGCAGUGCUUAAUGUUGGCGGUGCAUCAGGAGAGGGAGAGUCUUAAGAAGGCGGUGUUGCCCCCGGGGUCGGUGUCGGUGUCGGCGACGGGGUUGACUGGUAGCAAUGAUCAGGGCGCUGCUGCUAGUGUCACGGGGACGACUACGCAAGACCAUGAUGCGGAGGAGAGGGGGGUGUUGAGAGACGAGACGUAUCUGGGGGAUGUUGGGAAUACAGUGGAAUCACAAACACCACUCUCUCGAAGCAACAACGCUUUAGACGAAGAAGAUCUCGACCACGACCACAGCCACGACGAACAAGGCGGCAACACCUACUCCUCAGCGACCGCCAACGCCGGCAUGCUAGAUGUCCUACGCUCGGGCAACGCCGUGCUGGCCAACCUGCAUGUUGUUCAUGCUGUGCGGACGACGGGACAGGGCUCGCAGGGCACGGCGGCGUACUGGCUGCGGUCGAUGGGGUAUGGUGUUACGCUGGUGGCGCUGGCGGCUGGACGGCGGAGUCGGUUGAUUGCGAGGCCGUCGGGGCGGUAG